This is a messenger RNA of Pieris macdunnoughi, 327 nucleotides long. NCBI's taxonomy places the organism in Eukaryota, Metazoa, Arthropoda, Insecta, Lepidoptera, Pieridae. The record is from the annotation of a GenBank genome assembly.
AUGACAAAAAUAGGACUAUUAAUACUUAUUUCGUGUAUAUCAUGUAUUGCUAUUAUAAACAGUAAGGAGAUAAAGAAUAUAGAAGAUUUAGACUUAGUAAAUUUGCUUAAAAAUGAAAAGGAGAGGAAACGUGUUUUUGCUUGUUUAAUGGAGCAGGCGCCGUGCGGUGAUAUGCAACAGUUUAAAGAAUCAAUAACUCAAAUGAUAAAGACCAACUGCAACAACUGCUCACCGCGAGACAUGGAAAGAUAUAAUAUGUUCUCACAAUUGUUGGCUAUAGCAUAUCCGGACAAAUUAAAAGCUCUCAAGGAAAAGUAUCAAGGAUGA